GCCACGCGCCGCCGCCCACGCGCGCCCCUCGGGGCCGCGACGCCUCUUUGUCCGGGGGGGCCGUUCAUGCCACCGCCCCCCGCGCGUUGCGGGCCGGGCCGCACCGAGCAGGGCUGUCUCUAGGCCUAAGGAUUUGACCCCGGCCCCUCGUUGCCCCUGGAGAAUGAACCAGUCGCAAAGGAUGGCGCCUGUAGGCACGGACAAGGAGCUCAGUGACCUCCUGGACUUUAGCAUGAUGUUCCCGCUGCCUGUGGCCAACGGGAAGAGCCGGCCCGCGUCCCUGGCUGGGACCCAGUUUGGAAGCUCAGGUCUCGAGGACCGGCCAAGUUCGGGCUCAUGGGGCACCAGUGAGCAAGACAGUUCCUCCUUCGACCCUGGCCGGACCUAUAGUGAUGGCGCCCACUUCGGUGAGUCCCACAGCAGCCUCCCUCCUUCCACAUUCCUGGGUCCCGGGCUCGGAGGCAAGGGCAGCGAGCGGGGUGCAUAUGCUGCCUUCGGGAGAGACACCGGGGUCAGCAGCCUGACGCAGGUGGGCUUCCUCCCCAGUGAGCUGGCCCUCAGCAGCCCAGGGCCUCUGUCCCCCUCGGGCAUCAAGGGCGGGUCCCAGUAUUAUUCCUACUCUGGGCACCCUCGGCGGAGAGCAACGGAUAGCAGCCUGGACUCGCAGCCCAAGAAGGUCCGGAAGGUGCCGCCUGGCCUCCCGUCCUCAGUGUACCCCCCCAGCUCAGGGGACGACUACGGCAGGGACCCCACGGCCUACCCAUCCGCCAAGACGCCCGGCAGCUCCUACCCCACCCCCUUCUACAUGGCAGAUGGCAGUCUCCACCCCUCCACCGAACUCUGGAGCGCCCCAGGCCAGGCAGGCUUUGGGCCCAUGCUGGGCGGGGGCUCAUCCCCCCUGCCCCUCCCGGCAGGCAGCGGCAGCUCUGUGGGGGGCAGCGGCGGGUUUGGCAGCCUGCACCAGCAUGAGCGCAUGGGCUACCAGCUGCACGGAGCAGAGGUGAAUGGCGGGCUUCCAGCCGCACCCACCUUCUCGGGCCCUGCAGGCACCUACAGCAGCAUCUCCAGCCACACGCCCCCCGUCAGCGGGACGGACAGCCUCCUGGGCUCCCGUGGGACCACAUCCAGCAGCUCCGGAGAUGCCCUUGGCAAGGCCCUGGCCUCGAUCUACUCCCCGGAUCACUCAAGCAAUAACUUCUCCUCCAGCCCCUCCACCCCGGUGGGCUCCCCACAGGGCCUGGCAGGGACAUCCCAGUGGCCCCGACCAGGAGCCCCCGGUGCCUUAUCGCCCAGCUACGAUGGGGGUCUCCAUGGCCUGCAGAGCAAAGUGGAGGAUCACCUGGAUGAAGCCAUCCACGUGCUCCGCAGCCAUGCUGUGGGCACUGCAGGCGAUGUGCACGGGCUGCUACCUGGCCAUGGGGCACUGACCUCAGGCUUCGCUGGCCCUGUCAUGCCACUUGGUGGGCGCCAUGCAGGCCUGGUGGGAAGCAGCCAUUCGGAGGACGGCCUGUCUGGCAGCAGUGGCCUCGUGCACAACCAUGUGGCCCUCCCCGACCUCUCCCGGCCGCCUGACUCCUACGGCGAUCUUGGGCGCGGCACUGCCCCGGGCACCACUGACAUCAAGCGGGAAGAGCAAGAGGAUGAAGAGAACGUGGCGGCUGACACAGUCGAGGAUGAGAAGAAGGACCUCAAAGCUCCACGCACCCGGUCCAGCCCAGACGAGGACGAGGACGACCUUCUCCCCCCAGAGCAGAAGGCUGAGCGGGAGAAGGAGCGCCGGGUGGCCAAUAACGCACGGGAGCGGCUGCGGGUCCGAGACAUCAAUGAGGCUUUUAAGGAGCUGGGGCGCAUGUGCCAGCUGCACCUCAACAGUGAGAAGCCCCAGACCAAACUGCUCAUCCUGCACCAGGCCGUGUCGGUCAUCCUGAACCUGGAGCAGCAGGUGCGAGAGCGUAACCUGAACCCCAAAGCGGCCUGCUUGAAGCGCAGGGAAGAGGAGAAGGUAUCAGGCGUGGUUGGAGACCCCCAGAUGGUGCUGUCGGCUGCCCACCCCGGCCUGGGCGAGGCCCACAACCCUGCCGGGCACCUGUGACAGGAAUGUUACCCGGACAAGUGACCCCACCUCGGUCUUACCUGAGACGGUCACGCCGGAGGCCAGAUCCCCACCCCACGUCGCCCGAGGUCAACCUCGAGCCAGCAUCGCCCCGGGCCCGGCCACCAGGUCUCCUACCGGAUGGAUCCUGAAACUGUGUCUAGGCCCUGCCACCCGGGCCUGGGCCCAAAGGAGCAUUUUUGUUUGUUUGUUUUUGGCAAUAGAACCUGAAACCAAGCAAGAAAGCAAGCCAGAAAUAUAUACACUUUGUCAGAAAAGAAAAAAAAGAUGCCUUAAGUUAAGUAUGAGGUCAAACAUGCUGCUCACGGGAGGGAGAAGCUGUUCGGAGCCAGCAGCAAAUCGUGCCUAAGCCUAAUCGUUUUUUUGUUUUUAAGGAAAAUAAAAGGAACCUUAGUUACGAGAUUUUUUUAUAUAUAUAUAACGUAGAAGAAAAUUAGAAUGCUUUUUUUUUUUUUAGCUUUUUUGCAUAUGUUUUGUAAGCAACAAAUUUUUUUGUAUAAAAGUGUCUUGUCUCUUGCUAUUUCUGCUGCUGUUUCUAGAAAUUAGCAUUGCAUUUCAUUAUCAACCAGAUUAUUAAAAAUUGUAUUAAAAUGACCCCAGGACUUCCCUGGCGGUCCAGUGGUUAAAAUUUUAUGCUCCCAAUUCAGGGACAUAGGUUCCAUCCCUGGUCUGGUAACUAAGAUCCCACGUGCAGUGGAGCAUGGCAAAAAAAGACCUCAUGUAGACCUGUGGUCUCCCAUCCUCUCUGGGAGCUGCUGGUCCCACGGGUGGUUGUUGCCAUCUUGUUCCAGUUCUAACGUGGGGGGCCUGUUCUCUAAGAUUUGCUCUCUGUGAAAUGGUGGAUGGGCCUCACCCUGAUGGGGAAUCUCAGUGGAGACAGGGAUGAUCCCAGCUCAGAAGGUCAAGGUUCCUCCCCUGUAAGCAGCUCUGUCCCUCCGUCCCGCUGCUAGCCCCACACUGAGCCCCGAGCCUGUGGACUUCUCCAAGAUAGGACUUUGUGAAAACCAGCAUUCCUGGGCUCAGGGCCUGUACAUCUUCGUCUAUUCGGCCAGGGGACCUGAGCCCCUGCUUCGAACUCUAGCACAGAAACCCCCGCUUCCCAAGUGGUUGUCCUGAUGUGUAUGUUGGGGGGGUGGGGAUGUACAGGGUGCCUGCCUAGGAAGGCCCUUGGUCUGUGUGUUUGCAACCCUGGAGGGUGGGCUGCCCUCAGGCUCUAAGUGCCAGCUCCCAAGCCUCCCCAGGUACCCUUCUCACCUGUGUUCAAGGGAGCCGAUUCAACCUGGACUGCUGGGACCAUCCCAGACUUAAACUGAAAGUCCAAGAUGGUCACUCUGUGUCACCUAGGCAUGGAGUCAGGCCCAGUGGGAUCUCACCUGCCCUCCCUUCUCUCCUGCACAGAGGCCUUAUGGACCCCCCAGGCUGGCUGUGGGCACCCCACACCACCAGCAUCCCAGGCAUCUACCCUAAGACUCCCACCCUCAUUCCCCAAGCACUGGGGCUGCUUGUCCCCCAAGACUGGAAUGCCCCUGUGGCUGGGUGUCCCAUGAGAAGCUUGAGGAAACCCCAAGACCAGGAUGGGUGGGAUAUCCCAGCUUGGGGGGCCACCUCUGGACUCCUGGGGUUCCCCUGGGCUCUCCUACCAAGACCAGGUCACACUCCUAGGUGAUCCCGCUGGUCUGUGGGUCUUAUCUCUGGGGAAGCUGCCUCAGUUUCCCUCUGCAGCUCCCUGAGGCCCACAGAUUUCUG
Molecule: messenger RNA, 3859 nt
Organism: Budorcas taxicolor (takin)
Lineage: Eukaryota; Metazoa; Chordata; Mammalia; Artiodactyla; Bovidae
Gene: TCF3
Product: transcription factor 3
Exons: 19
Coding region: 164-2092 (642 amino acids)
Biological process (GO): regulation of transcription by RNA polymerase II; immunoglobulin V(D)J recombination
Cellular component (GO): transcription regulator complex
Molecular function (GO): DNA-binding transcription factor activity, RNA polymerase II-specific; protein dimerization activity; RNA polymerase II cis-regulatory region sequence-specific DNA binding
Source: RefSeq, a predicted model, not a curated record